AUGGCAAACUGCAACGCCCACACUAUUAUACAUAUGAAACAGCAAAUCGAAUUUCUCGAGUACCAGAUCGAGUUCUGUGCGGUGCAGAACCAGCGACUGUACCACGUCCUCUUUGAGUCUCAUUUGUUCGCCCCGUGCAGGCUAUGGAGGGACAGAUUCAUGUUUACCCCAAAGUCUCACGAUCAUGGGUUCGCCGAUGGCUUUGUGGAGUGCUACACAAUGUAUCAGGGGGAGAGAUCCGCGCUGAUCAGAUAUGUCUUUGGGCUGAGGCAGAGGCUGGAGCAACUUGCCAGGUUUCUGGUCCGCGAGGAAACAGGUAGAGUAGGUAGAGUAGGUGGGUAG
Molecule: messenger RNA, 342 nt
Organism: Morchella sextelata
Lineage: Eukaryota; Fungi; Ascomycota; Pezizomycetes; Pezizales; Morchellaceae
Exons: 1
Coding region: 1-342 (113 amino acids)
Source: RefSeq, a predicted model, not a curated record